UUAAAGAACUCAUCAACAAUCUCAUUUCACAAGAGGUGAGAUGGACCACAAUAUACUAAUAAUAAAUGUAAAGCCUUGUCUGCAUGCUUGUCGGUUAUAGCCGAGCUCGCAUAGCUCAAGUUGCGCGGCGGUUGACGGCGGCAAGCAAACACGCACAGUCGCCUUCCGAAAUCGGAAUACCAUGUUCCGCCGCAGCCUUCCUAUUCUCGUGGAGAAUAUGCUAACUCUGUUCCCUAAGCCUCAUACUCUUGCCUGUGCCCGUUCCCAAACACACCGAUUCUUCCCUCCCUCAUUCUUUCCAAAUCUUCAGAGUCGCACGACCUUACUUCCUUCGCGAGAUGUCGCUGUUGUUUCGGGAUCAUCGCUGGAACCGGAGCCGUUGCCGCCGGAUCUGCGACCGGAUCUGAUGCCGAAAAACGUGGCGGUGAUCAUGGACGGAAACAGGAGGUGGGCCGAGAUGCGGGGGUUGCCGGAGUCGGCGGGUCAUGAGGCCGGCAUACAGUCGAUGAGAAGGAUUAUCGAUCUGUGUUGCAGUUGGGGGAUUAAGGUCCUGACGCUUUUCUGGUUUUCUUCUGAUAAUUGGAAUCGCCCAAAGGUGGAGGUUAAUUUUUUGAUGCGGCUCUUUGAAAGUACCAUAAACACCUUAUUCCAAAAGCUUAAAGGCAUUAAAAUAUCAGUAACAGGGGACACAUUAAAACUCCCAACCUCUCUGCAAAGAAUGAUAAGCAACACAGAGGAGAAGACAAAGCAAAACGGUGGAAUGCAACUAAUGGCAGCAAUUAGCUACAGCGGCAAAUACGACGUCGUGCAAGCCUGCAAAACCAUAGCAGGAAAGGUCAAAGACGGCAUCAUGGAGGUAGAAGACAUUAAUGAAGGGCUGAUAGAGCAAGAACUGGAAGCAAGCUGCGCCAAGUUUCCCAACCCAGACUUGAUGAUUCGAACCAGUGGCGAACUCAAAGUGAGCAACUUCUUGCUUUGGCAACUUGCUUACACUGAACUUGGCUUUGAUGCUCAUCUCUGGCCUGAUUUUGGCAAGGACCAAUUUGUGGAGGCCUUGUCUUUGUUUCAGCAAAGACACAGGCGCUUUCUUUGGUGGAAGACGACAAUAUUGAUAAUUUAA
Molecule: messenger RNA, 1120 nt
Organism: Neltuma alba
Lineage: Eukaryota; Viridiplantae; Streptophyta; Magnoliopsida; Fabales; Fabaceae
Product: dehydrodolichyl diphosphate synthase 2-like
Exons: 4
Coding region: 182-1120 (312 amino acids)
Biological process (GO): response to cold; plastid membrane organization; polyprenol biosynthetic process
Cellular component (GO): chloroplast stroma
Molecular function (GO): ditrans,polycis-polyprenyl diphosphate synthase [(2E,6E)-farnesyl diphosphate specific] activity
Source: RefSeq, a predicted model, not a curated record